This is a messenger RNA of Xyrauchen texanus (razorback sucker), 1368 nucleotides long. Its product is annotated as coatomer subunit zeta-1-like. The transcript has 10 exons. Gene Ontology annotation, cellular component: COPI vesicle coat. NCBI's taxonomy places the organism in Eukaryota, Metazoa, Chordata, Actinopteri, Cypriniformes, Catostomidae. Gene Ontology annotation, biological process: intracellular protein transport; intra-Golgi vesicle-mediated transport; retrograde vesicle-mediated transport, Golgi to endoplasmic reticulum. The coding region runs from base 72 to 641 and encodes 189 amino acids. The record is from RefSeq and is a predicted model, not a curated record.
AGUCAGAGUGUUUCAGGAGCGCUACUGUAAUGACAGCUCAAAGCUGUCCACGUCAACACUGAUCUACCACCAUGGACUCGGAGGCUCUGGAACCAUCGCUAUACACAGUGAAGGCCGUCUUCAUCUUAGACAAUGAUGGAAACAGACUGCUUUCAAAGUACUAUGAUCCCGAGCUCUACCCCUUCAUGAAGGAGCAGAAGAAUUUUGAAAAGAACGUCUUCAACAAAACACAUAAUGCUGACAAUGAAAUUGCCUUCAUAGAGGGAAUGACGAUAGUUUACAAGAGCAGCAUAGACUUGUUCUUCUAUGUAGUUGGCAGCACUCAGGAGAAUGAGCUCAUGCUGAUGACAGUGCUUAACUGCUUGUUUGAGUCUCUCAGUCAGAUGCUGAGGAAAAAUGUGGAAAAGAGAACUCUGCUGGAUAAUAUGGAUGGGGUGUUCCAGGUGGUGGAUGAGAUCAUCGAUGGAGGGGUGAUACUAGAGUGUGAUGCCCAACAGGUCAUUGAGAAGGUCAACUACAAAGUAGAUGACAAUCCGUUAUCAGAACAGAGUGUGGCACAGCACAUCUCUGAGAAACUGGCUCUUACCACUAAUGUGUUCCAGUCAGCAAAGGAGCAGAUCAAAUGGUCAAUUCUGAAAUAGGCCAAAUACUCUUCAUGAAGGAAUCUGUAAAUUAUUGGGGGGAGAAUUUGGAAGAAAUUUCAUUUGAAUUUUAACGAGUUAUUGGUUCGAUUAAUUAUAAAAAUGAUUUGGGGGAGGUGCAGCUCAUGUUUAGUGUUCCAGUAUGUAUAUUUAUAUUUUUUGUUACAUUAUUUUAUGUCAAUUUUCUCUCUUUUUUUUUUUUUUUUUUUUGUCAUAUGAACUGUAGAAAUGUAUUUGCCAAUCAAAUUCUGAAUGAAACAUCAGUUCUGCAAUGCACAAACAUUUGUCUAUUUCCAAAGCAGUUUUAAAGCAACUUUUUUUUUGGUUUUAAGCAAACUUCUGCAUAUAUUGUCUACAGACAGUCUUUUUUCUUUUACACUGUUGCAGAUCAAAUGAUGUAACCUGUCUAAAAUUACUUUCGUCUUUUCUGUCAUUGUUAUUAUUAUUAGUCACAAUUGUACAACAUUUUUGCAAAAAGAUGCAGUUACACUACACCUGUAAUCAGGCCUAUUUUGAUAUUUGUUUAUUUUUUUAAAUGAGAGGCAAUAUUAUGCGAUUAAAAAAAAAAAAAAAAGGAAAGAAAGAAAAUGUUCGUUUUUAUUGCCUAUUUAUGUAAACCCAUUGUCCCCUUUACCCAGAAUUUGUUGAAUUUAUUUUAACCAUGUUUGAAAUAAUUAUGCACUAACGUGCAUCAUGUCUCUGACAACUAAUACAUAUUGUUUUGAUA